AUGCUCGUCCGUGCCGGCCACGCCGUGCCCUCACGUGUGCGCAUCCCGUCGCGCCGUUGCUCUGCCCGCGUCGUGUCCGCGUCCGUCGGUCGCAUUUUUCCUCCUCCCACGCCGCGCCGCGUCGUCGGGCUGCCUCUGCACCGGCGGUCGCACACCCACGCCGCAGCCGCCGGCCGGUGUAGUCGCCUCUCCCGCCUCCGUCCGCGCCGGUCGACGUCACCGUCGCCGUCCCCUCGUCGCCACCGGGCGCUGCUUCGCCUGUGCCCGUGCCCCUCCUUCCCCGACCGGCGCAACGGCCGCACCACAUUCGUCGUCGUCGCACUGAUUUCCUCCGUCAAGCGUCGGCAUAGGUCUUCGCCGCCGCCGGGCGACGUCCUCACCGUCGCCGCUCCGUCGUCGUUUUUUCGCCCGUCGAAGCGCCGAUCGUCCUCGAAGUCGUCACCGAAGUUCCUCGUGAGUCUGAGCAAGAGCAAGUGUUAGAGCCCGUGUUAGAAGAAGGUCAUUCUGAAGGUUGAAGUGAGGUUCAGUCCGCCGUCAAGAAUGCCUGUGGUGUGGAGCUGUCAUCGUCAGCUGAAGC
Oryza brachyantha (malo sina) is the source of this 577-nucleotide messenger RNA. RefSeq lists its product as uncharacterized. The coding region runs from base 1 to 480 and encodes 159 amino acids. Lineage: Eukaryota; Viridiplantae; Streptophyta; Magnoliopsida; Poales; Poaceae. The record is from RefSeq and is a predicted model, not a curated record. The transcript is spliced from 4 exons.